AUGCGGCGACAUCAAACGAAGCCCGCCGUCGACGGCCUCGCGCCGGACAUGCUAGCCAACAUCCACGGCCGCCUAACCCUCCUCGACCGCCUCGCCUUGGCCGCCGUGUUCCGCGGCGCGUUCAAGCCGGAGGCGCCGUGCCUCUUCCUGCCCGGCGAGACACCGGAGACCGCCACGCUCUACUCCCUCGCCGACCGCGGGCCCGUCGUCGUGCGCGCCACGGGCCUCGACCACGUCGUUCUCGGAUCCUCCGACGGCGGCGGGUGGCUCGUCACCGCGGAUGACCGGGCCCGGAUGCACCUCGUCAACCCUGUCACCGGCGAGCGGCACGCCCUCCCAGACAUCACCACCAUCCCCCACCUCUUCACGCACGGGGGCGGCGCCAGCUUCACGCUCCACCUGGAACACUUCGCAUGUGGCCCGCCCUACGGCUACGGCUACGGCUACGGCUACGGAGAUCGCCGGCCGCAGGGCAGGUUGACGACGCGGGCCGAGUCGAUACGUGAAAUCUUCUACCACAAGGUCGUCCUCUCCGACUCCUCACCGCGCCCCACCGCCAUGCUCAUCACGGGCUCCAAGUUCGGCGUCGCAGCGUUCGCCAUGGGUGAUGGCGGCGCGUGGAGGCUGGCGGCGCCCUCGCCCAGCGGCAUCGAGGACGCCAUCUACUACAAGGGCCAGUUCUACUCCAUCACCUACUCGGGCGACGUGGAGGUAUGGGAGCAUGCCGCGGAUCUUCCCACGAGGUCGAUGGUCGCGCCAACGCUGUUGAAAUAUGCAGAGCGCAAGUACCUCGUGGCGGCGCUGGACGGGCGGCUGAUGGUCGUGCUCGAGAAGUACGAGGAGACCAUGGACGAAUACCGGUGGACGUGUUCCUUCAACGUGCACGUGCUCGACGCCGGUGGCGAGGAGUGGGAGGAGACGGACGACAUCGGCGACGCCGCGCUGUUCGUCGGCCUGAACAGCUGUCUGUGCGUGUCAACGGGAGAACACCCGGAGCUCAGCGCCGGCUGCGUCUACUACACAGAGGACGGCGACCGGAGUCCGCUCAAGGACGCAACCACGCCGCGAGGGGCUGUUUAUGUUCAGUCUCAAGGACGGCACGGUGGAGAAAGUUGA
This is a messenger RNA of Lolium perenne, 1116 nucleotides long. Its product is annotated as F-box protein KIB4-like. The record is from RefSeq and is a predicted model, not a curated record. Lineage: Eukaryota; Viridiplantae; Streptophyta; Magnoliopsida; Poales; Poaceae.